This is a messenger RNA of Rhodofomes roseus, 2202 nucleotides long. RefSeq lists its product as uncharacterized. Gene Ontology annotation, molecular function: actin filament binding. Bases 123 to 1985 code for a protein of 620 amino acids. The record is from RefSeq and is a predicted model, not a curated record. The transcript is spliced from 11 exons. Gene Ontology annotation, biological process: regulation of actin filament polymerization. NCBI's taxonomy places the organism in Eukaryota, Fungi, Basidiomycota, Agaricomycetes, Polyporales, Fomitopsidaceae. Gene Ontology annotation, cellular component: actin filament; site of polarized growth; plasma membrane.
AUCGACGGUGCCCGCGUCCCCGUCAUCGCCGCCCGCAGUGCACAACAACCGCGCCUCGACGACCACCCUGCUCUCAUCUUGAAUACCACUGGGCUAGCUACAAUAGGAGAGGCCGACACCGUAUGGCUCACCAAAUCAACCUGUCAAGCAAGGACUUGGCACAGGCGUACCAGGACGUCGUGAACGCGAACGGCAUCGACUGGGCCAUCUUCACCUACGACAAGGGCACCAACGAUCUCAAGGUCCAGGCGACCGGAGAUGGCGGUCUCGAGGAGCUCCAGGAGGAGUUCUCCGACGGCAGGAUGCAGUACGCGUUCGCGCGCGUCAACGAUCCGAAUAGCAACCUACCGAAGCUCGUGCAGAUCAACUGGUGUGGUGACGGUGUGCCAGUAGCCAGGAAGGGUCUCUUCCACACCCACUCCAGUGCUGUCGCGAACUUCGUUCGCGGUGCCCACGUCGUAAUCAACGCGCGCAACGAGUCUGAUGUCACCCCGUCCCUGAUCAUGUCCCGCGUCGAAGCAUCUUCUGGCGCAAAGUACUCCGUCCAGAAGGAGGCGCCGCGCAAGUACGAACCCAUCGCUCCUGUCGGUACCAGCUAUACCCCCGUAGGCAGACCGGACAUCGCAGCGAUGAGAGCAUCCGCUGCGCCGAGUGCGCCGAAGCCCAGCGUACCCAGUGCACCAAGACAAGUGCCCAUGGCACCAAGUCCCGCGCCGGGCAUGGGCAAGGCUCCUGUGGCAAACAGGGCUCCUGCCGAUGCAUGGCCAGAGGAGAGCGCCCCCGCUCCUCCUCCUGCGCCUCCGUCUGCUAGUCGCCCGCCUGUAUGGGGAAGCGCGGCGGCACAUACUGUUCCUGCUGCGCCAAGAGCUGUUCCGUCCGCUCCGGCCCCAGCCCCAGCUGCCGCUGCAUCUAAGCCCCAAGACGAUGACAAGAUCGGACCCGUGGGGACGGCAUACACACCGAUUAAGCUGCAACCCAGGAGGCUCGUCAAUCCCUUCGAGGCAAUGCAGGCCAAGGCGCAGGCGGAUGCCUCACAGCCGAAGUCACAGUCUACCGGUGGCAAGAAGCUGACCUGGAGCGAGCGCCAGGCCCUUGCGAAGAAGGAAACCGAGGAGGAGGAGGCAAGAAGUCGCGCGGCAUCGUACCAGCCUCAGCCUGUUGCUGCGCCUGCGUGGAAGCCACCUGUUGCAGCUGCCCCCGCUUCUCCUGAACCUGAGGAGGACGAUUGGGAGGCGCCUGCUCCUCCGCCCCCUCCUCCAGCUGCGACACGUCCAUCAGUCCCUGCAUUUGCGGCCGCCGCGCCGUCACCUCCGCCUCCUCCACCACCUCCCCCAGCACCAGAACCCGAAUACGAGGAACCAGCCGCAGAAGAAGCCGCACCUCCCCCACCCCCCCCGCCUCCCCCUCCGCCGCCCGUCGUACAGGCUGCGCCCGAGCCAGAGCCAGAGCCGGUGCAUGCUCCUGCGCCCACAGCACCAGCGCACGCGCAGGGACGCGGGCUCUGCGCGAUCGUGCAGUUCGACUACGAGGCGCAGGAGGACAACGAGAUGAACCUCGUCGAGGGCGAGCUCAUCGACGAGAUUGAGCAGCUCGACGAGGGCUGGUGGGCAGGCGUCGGUGGCGGCGGCGCCAAACGAGGGCUCUUCCCCGCGAACUACGUGGAAUUGAUUGAGGCGCAAGAGGCGGAGGCUGCUGAGGCUCCACCCCCGUCGCCGCCGCCUCCGCCACCACCACCGCCUCCCCCGCCGCCACCUGCUGCGGCUGUUGCUGCGGCCGAGCCGGAGCCAGAGCCAGAGCCGGAGCCGCAGGGAGUUACUGCGGUAGCGCUGUACGACUACGACGCUGCCGAGGACAACGAGCUCUCGUUCAGAGAGGGCGACAGAAUCGUGGAGAUCGAGGCCGCCUCGGAGGACUGGUGGCAGGGGCAGGACCAGCACGGCAAUGUGGGCCUCUUCCCUGCGAACUAUGUGGAGGUACAAGAAUAAUAGGUGGGCGGUAGGAGGGCAGCAAACGACGCGGUUAUGUAUGGGCGGUGACUUCCGCCCGCGGGAUGGACGGAAGGGUCGAAAGCCACGCUGUAGAAUUGCAACGUUGUCGUGUGUCGUGCGUCGAAACAUGGAUAAGUGAUGGCUGAGGACCAUACGGCGGUCAAGGGCCGUCUGCGGCUGGCGUCAGUCGGUGACGAACGCCGGCCUGGUAAAG